AACAGGAACCGCUAAAUUGGCCGAUUUUUUUAAUAUCUUGCACUUUUUAUAUUCAAAAUCGUUAUGGAAGUUGCGUAGCAGAGGCACCGAAAGCAUUCUGUAGUUGUUCCCCGAGUUUCCGUUGAUUUUCCGAGUGAAACUCGUACUGUUUGUCUUCACGGUGUCUGGUGUAUUUGUCCUCGUCCUCGAUCGAAUCAGUCGCAGAGUCCUCAGACCUCAUACCAUGGCCGGAAACAGCACCAAUGAGAGCCAGGAGCUCCGGACUGGGCUUUCGCAACUACUGAACUCGGAAGAUAUUGAUAUGGGUUUGCACAUGGUAGAGAUCGAUGGAUCGGUGUUAUCGACGUUUGUAGAUCGUGUGAUCGAUGAUUCCGUAUCUUCGUUGAGCCAGGAUUUGUUCAACGAAUCAACGGUCGAGCAGGUGGUGCUGCGUGAAUCAAAGAACCUGACCGGUAAACCACCGUCAGUUGAAGAGCUGUUGAUCCCAGGUGUUUUCUUCACAGUGGAAUUGCCGGGCGAUCAAUCCGCCUCGAGCGCUGGUUGGGUGUACUCGGACAAGCUGAAGAAGCUGUUCGUCAAACUCGAGGGCUCCUGCGCGUUUACUGUGAAGGUGGAGUGUGACUCAAACUCUCCGGCGCCGAACUGGUACGUUCGUGCCAUGCUCGUCUUCACCUUGCCAGAAUUCAACCAUAUACCCAUCCAGCGCUGUCACAAUCACCGAGCUAAAGAUGCUCCAGAGGACGCCGACUUAAGUAUGCACGUAAUUCGGUGCCAGAAUGGGGGCACGCAAUACGUUGGCCGGGAUGGUGGAGCUCUGUUUGAGGAACGGUGUGCCGUGCGAGUGACGCUCGAGGACAACAACGCGACUCUUGCGCUACAGUUCAUGUGCCAGAACUCGUGCUUCAAGCCAGCGAAACUGACGGGAAUCGUAUUCACGCUGGAAGAUACGUAUGGUAACGUAUAUGGUCGACGCACGAUGUCGCUGAAAAUCUGUACCAACUACCGGCGAGACAAGCUAAACGAGGAAAAUUCUCUUCGGUCUGGAAAAACACCAACGAAAACCCUCGAUCGUAGCAGACCGUACAAACGGAAUCGUACCGCAGGCGGAACAGUAGGCACGAGUCAGGCGGUAAUCCCUAGCGGAAAGGUUAGGGUGAAGCAAGAGAGAGUUUCUAUAGAACCAUGUCGCAUUAGUUUGACUCUACCGAGCCCACGGGUGGCGAAACGGGUUUUCGAGGCGGCCAUUGGCUUGAUCUCGAAUGCAGUAUUAAGAGCGGAUAAUGAGCAAGAUAAAGCGACACUUAUGACGUACAUACAAACCAUCCGGGAAGAACGGAGCUGCUCCCUGGACGGAUGCAGCCAGGACAGCGAGAUCCUAUAGAGGCCGGAAGAUAUCAAGGAUAGAAGAAGCUAGGAUACCGUUAAA
This is a messenger RNA of Anopheles aquasalis, 1426 nucleotides long. RefSeq names its product cellular tumor antigen p53-like. Gene Ontology annotation, biological process: regulation of transcription by RNA polymerase II; apoptotic process. Gene Ontology annotation, cellular component: nucleus. Gene Ontology annotation, molecular function: DNA-binding transcription factor activity, RNA polymerase II-specific; RNA polymerase II cis-regulatory region sequence-specific DNA binding. NCBI's taxonomy places the organism in Eukaryota, Metazoa, Arthropoda, Insecta, Diptera, Culicidae. The record is from RefSeq and is a predicted model, not a curated record.